UAUUUCUAUUCUACAGGAGGGUCGGGGAGGUGUCACGUGAACCCACAGCAUCUUACAAGGAUUCAAACCCAGGCCAGGAAGCCUGAGCUUUUGUUCUCAGUCAAACUGUCCCACUGUCCCCAGUUUCUUCCCACUCGUCCAAAACAGCUCUCUCUUCAGCUGCCUGAAGGACCUUGUGGUUUCCUUAUUACGUCACCCGUUCAGUCACAGUUGGGCUGAGAGCGGAGCGUGGCCCGGCCCGCCAGGUCCCCAGGGCAGGCCUGCCGGCCCAGCCCAGGCCAGCCUGGCCUAGCCACACACGCACCAUGAAGUACCCUCUGGUGCCGCUGGUGAACGAGCUGACGUUUUCUUUCCUGGUGUUCUGGCUCUGUCUGCCCGUGGCUUUGCUGUUGUUCUUGCUGAUCGUCUGGCUAUACUUCUUACUCAGCCAAGAUUCAGAGGAAAAUGACUCAGAUGUUUGCUUUGACUGGGAGCCCUGGAGCAAAUUCCCCGCCAAGUUUUGCCAGAAGACGUUGCAUAGCCAAGAGGAGGAGAGGCCCUGCUAGUGAGGCUAUUCUGCCAGAUCCAAUGUUCCACUGCUUCCCAGCCUGGUUUUCCCAGAGUCAGCGGGGCUGCAGCAGCGGCCGAGGUGGAUGGGAGACUUGCCGGGGAGGGGAGAGGACUUUGGUGAGUGAGCUGCUCCCCAGGGACCCCCGACUCGUCUCCUCCACUGAUGGACACACGAACGCCUCCAGAGACCCGGCUCUUCUCCGUUACAGACCACCUCCCAGUCCCCCCAGGGAGGAGCCUGAGCCUGUGAAGACAGUAUAAGCUGGCCCUUGGGGAGAAGCUGCCGACUGAACUCAGAGGCCCGUGAGGGCAGGCCCCAGAGAAACCUGCUGGGCCUGACCAAGUCCACUCACUUGACAAGCUGUGCAGCCCGGGCCCAGCCCUGGUACCACCUUGAGCCAUCCUGACCUUUGGGAAUCUCUUUCCCACCUGUUCAAAGGGCUGGGGGAUCUUGCUCUGAACUUCUGUUUUCUAAUUCAAACUCACUGUAUGUGAAAUCAAGCUCAAAAUCACUCAUCCUUUUUUUUUGACCAUGCCACGCAACUUGCAGGAUCUUAGUUCCCUGACCAGGGAUUGAACCCUGGGUCCCCGGCAGUGAAAGUGCCGAGUCCUAACCGCUGGACCACCAGGGAAUUCCCUCAAACUGACUCCUUGAUUAGUCUUCAGGUUGAUUUUAAUAACAAAUAUUAAUUUUAUAACUAUGUACAUUAUCUGCCAUUUGCCUAGUUACAAUAGGAAGAGCUCACCUUUAGUGGGUGCUUACUGUGUGCUAGGUGCUUCACUAUGCAUUUUUUAUACACAUGAUUGUUUUUUCUUUUUUUUUUUUGCCACGUUGGGUCUUCAUUGCUCCACACGGGCUUUCUCUAGUUGCGGCGAGCGUGGGCUACACCUCGUUGCGGUGC
Molecule: messenger RNA, 1451 nt
Organism: Aethalodelphis obliquidens (Pacific white-sided dolphin)
Lineage: Eukaryota; Metazoa; Chordata; Mammalia; Artiodactyla; Delphinidae
Gene: ADIG
Product: adipogenin
Exons: 3
Coding region: 306-545 (79 amino acids)
Biological process (GO): brown fat cell differentiation; white fat cell differentiation
Cellular component (GO): cytoplasm; lipid droplet; nucleus
Source: RefSeq, a predicted model, not a curated record